Molecule: messenger RNA, 1263 nt
Organism: Cornus florida
Lineage: Eukaryota; Viridiplantae; Streptophyta; Magnoliopsida; Cornales; Cornaceae
Product: tRNA (mnm(5)s(2)U34)-methyltransferase, chloroplastic
Exons: 6
Coding region: 337-1134 (265 amino acids)
Source: RefSeq, a predicted model, not a curated record
GUUUUUGUUUUUUAAUAGAUAAAAUUUUCACAUCUUAACUAAGUACGUAAUCUUUUUUAGUGAGUGUGGACUCUCACAUUCUGAGGGUUUUAUGGUUUAAAUUCUUACUGCUUAUCAUUUAAUUACGCCGCUGUCGCUCCUGAAUUCGCUCAGCCCUCUCACUUUACGUGACUUAGAUCCUAACCGGAAAGUAUAGAGAUAGGGGAGAGAGAGAGAGAGCUGUCGGCAUAGACGGCGACAUUUCGAGGGUCGGAAGGGAUGGAGUUCUUCUGAGUCGCUUACUCCCCCACAGUCACAGCUGCGCAAUCUGUACUGCUCGUAUGUGACCAGUCCACAAUGAUAACCUUGAGAGUUCCACAAUCAACGUAUUAUUUCUUCACUCAUAGUUCUAUUAAAUUCCAUAGGAAUAUAAACCCUAGAACUCUAUGCUCAUUUGCGAAUUCGGUUGAACAAAAUGGGGUGAGCAAUUCAGCACUUUCCAAUCUUCCAUCGACCUCCGUUUCAAAAGUCUCUCCAGUUUCAGGGCUUGAGGAUGUAAUGAUGGGCUAUAAUUUUGGCAAGAAAAAGGCCACAGAAGUUGCUCACUCGGUAUGGAGACAUGUAAUCCAGAAAGGGGGCAUACUUGUUGAUGCAACUUGUGGCAAUGGUUAUGAUACCUUAGCAAUGGUCAAAAUGGUUGCUGGUAAGCCACCUAAGGGUCGUGUUUAUGCAAUGGAUAUCCAAAAAGCUGCUUUAGAGAAUACUUUGUCUCUGCUAGACGAAUCGUUGAAUCCAGAUGAGAAAGAACUUGUUGAGCUGUUCUCCAUCUGUCACAGUAAAAUGGAGGAUGUUGUUCCAAAGGGUGUCUCUGUGAGGUUAGUUGCAUUCAACUUGGGUUACCUUCCAGGAGGUGACAAAGCAAUAAUAACAAGAUCGGAGACAACACGACUUGCAUUGGAGGCUGCAAAGAGAAUAUUAGCACCUGGAGGGCUCAUUAGCAUGGUAGUCUAUGUGGGGCAUCCAGGCGGAAGGGAGGAAUUUGAGACAGUCGAAGCCUUCGCUUCUGGGCUACCAGUUGAAGAUUGGAUCUGCUGCAAGCACCAAAUGCAAGACCGACCACUGGCUCCAAUACUUUUUUUCUUGUUCAAGACAUGAACAUCCAAGUCGAAGACUUUAUUGUUUAUUUUGUUUGAUUGUUUCUUAUUUCUUACCAAAUGGAAGUUCUUGAUUGUCGAAUAAUAUGCCCCUGUACUAAUUCUUUGGUCUAGUUCUAAAUUUCCAAAA